This is a messenger RNA of Miscanthus lutarioriparius, 1797 nucleotides long. NCBI's taxonomy places the organism in Eukaryota, Viridiplantae, Streptophyta, Magnoliopsida, Poales, Poaceae. The record is from the annotation of a GenBank genome assembly.
AUGAACUCGAGCUACGGCGGCACGCUGGUGGAGGCAACUGCGCAUGCAGCUGCCGAGGACCUAAUCAGUAAUGGCCAAAUUCAAGCCAUUGUAACUCCUCAGAAGUCAGUCGUCAAAGCAGUAAAGUUUUCCCAGUUUGGAAACUUGAUGUUUAUCUGGAUGGAUGAAACAUAUUCGGGUAUACAUGGUGGCUUUGACAAAAAUAGUAGUGGCACUGGGACUAUGGAACUGGAACCUGUGUUCUGGCAAGAAAAUCCAGUAAUGACAUCUAAAGGGAGUGACAAGAUACUUGACCCUGAACCUUCACUCAAUCCAGAAUCCAAGAGCACAAAUGCCAGAAAAUUAUUAGUGGAACGAUUAUUAGUGGAAAGAAACUUGGGGAAGGUGUGCGGUGACAAUACUAUGAAGCCACUCAGGAUUGGCGUGCCACUAAAACCUGGUUUUGAAAAAUUUGUGAAGGUUUCCGAUCCUUGUUUAUAUUGCAAUGGUACUGAUAUUUGUUCUAGUACCAAGAAACAAAAUAUCACUGGCUACAGCAUUGAUGUCUUUGAAGCUGCUAUGAAGAAGCUACAGGACCCUCCACGCUAUGAGUACUGUGUUUUCGACGGUUCUUAUGACGGUCUAGUAGGCAGCGUAUCUUCAGGGAACCUGGACGGAGCAGCGGGUGAUGUGACCAUAACCUCUGACCGAAUCAAUACCGUGGACUUCACAAUGCCAUACACACAGUCGGGCGUGGCUUUGCUUGUGCGCCGUGACCGAUCGGAUCCAAUCCAGUGGAGAUUUUUAACCCCACUAAGCAAGGAGCUUUGGUUUGCAACCGUGGGAUUCUUCUGCUUCACUGGGUUUGUUAUCUGGAUGAUUGAGAGACCGAAAAAUCCGGAGUACCAAGGAUCAGCUAUGGGACAGUUCAGCACUGCUGCCUACUUUGCUUUCUCCACUCUGACGUUUUCUCACGGUCAAAUUGUUAGAAGCCCAUUGUCACGAUUUGUUGUGGUGAUAUGGUGUUUUCUAGUGCUGGUCCUGGUACAGAGUUACACAGCAAGUUUGUCAUCCUUGUUAACUGCAGAUAGGCUCCAGCCUUCGGUGAAGGAUCUGAACCAACUUUUGAAGGCUGGCGACUCUGUUGGAUACCAGAAGGGGUCAUUUGUGCACUCCCUCUUGAUGCAUAGAAAUUUCACCGCAGGAAAGUUAAUUCCUUAUUCUUCGGCAGAUGAUUAUGCUAAAGCUUUGAGGAAUGGAUCCAAGAACGGUGGUGUGUCAGCUAUCGUUGAUGAGGUCCCCUAUCUAAAAGCUUUCCUCUCUGACUCAAGAUACGAGGAAGAAUUCGAGAUUCAGGAUCAAAUAUUCAGAACCCCUGGUUUUGGAUUUGUAUUCAAUUCAUGUCAUUGUCAACUGGUGAAUAAUCUUUCCAGUGCAAUUUUGGACAUCACUGGAGGGGAAGAGAGCUCAACAAUCGAAAAAGAAUGGUUGGGCACAAGCACAGCUGAUGAUGCAUCGCUGACCAUAACCAAGGCAGAUUAUACACCUCUCACUCUGCGAAAUUUCUCUGGUCUCUUCCUGAACACCACGGACAACAUUUCUGUCCUUGAUCACCCCCAUCCUGAAGCCACAAACGGUGAUCACCAAGGUGGCCACGGGAGUGAUUGGUCUGUCCCUGAGGAGCUCCUCAAUGAAGCAAUAAGCCACGAACGUGGACAUAAUAGCAGUGCAAGUGCUGGAGAGUGUAGUGCUAAUGCAGUGCAUGAUGGCUCUGCGCCUGCACAAUCAUUGAAGAUGAUCGAGAUGAACAUUGUCUGA